GUCAAAGAUACACCAUUUGCCUACAAGCCUUCGUCGAGCGAACAGCUUUUCAGCCUCACAGCUCGAAGAAAUCAGCGGAGAGACAAAACUGAAGAAUAUUUUAACGAGCAGGUUAGGAGAGAGAAGUGGACCAUGUCUGAACACGUCAGGCCGAGUUCAGUGAAGCCCAAAGAUUCGAGGAGCUCCGUCUCCUCCCAGGAGCUCACCGAGGAAAUCGACCACGCCCUGCCAGAGAAGAGGGUGAAGUCUGACAACGACUGGAACUAUAUAGAACAGUUUGUUAGGGAGGAGCUCAGCCCCUCUCCUUGUUCAUUUCCGACGCGUCCUCUUCCUCCACAAAUCACAGAAUGUCAUUACUCUGUGAUCCGGAUGAGUUCGGGGAAUAAGGAGGAUUUAGAGAGAUCUGUCUCAGAGAGCAGCCUAAUCCUAACAACGAAGAAGGAAGUGCUCAAAACGUGGGAGUUUGUAGACGGCCUUCUUACGGAGAGUUUAAGGAGUGAUGAAGAUUCAGAGAACUCUGCCUCUAGUAAGAAGUUCAAGGAAGAAAUGAACUCGACCCUGCAAGAGGAGCUUGAAAACGAAAACUGGACCGACAGAGACAAUAUGGAAGACCUUCUUAGGAAGAAGCAGCUCCUCCCUCCUCCUCUAUUACUGACACCUUACACUUCGCCUGCCUGGCUUGCUCCACCACAGUCCCACACCAACACCGUACUGACUCAGGGUGGAGUUCAAGAGCACAUGUUCAUGCCUCCACCUCCAACAUUUACUCAUCAUGCUCCUCUUCGUGCUCAUCCGCCUGUCAUCCGUGCUCCACCAGGGGUCACCAGUUACACCAACGCUGCAUUCAGUCGGGGAGCACAACAUCAUCACAUGUUCAGGCCUCCACCUCCAACAUUUACCCAUCAUGCUCCUCCUGCUCUUCUUGUACUGCCUGCCGUACAGCAGAUGACGAUCCAACCUCCUGCCCAGCCGGCAGGGGGCGAUGAUAGCCAGGGACCGAUUCUGCACGAUGUACCCAUACAUCAUCUACCUGAAAAUGUAACGCUACAACCAGUUGGAGUCCUGAAUGGAGAAAUCUUGUACAAGGCUGUCCAGACUCCUCUGAAUGUCAACACCUCAAAACGAGUCAGAGUCAAGCCGGAUGACGGCCGACCCUACGUUAAAAAGCCACCAAACGCCUUCAUGAUUUUCCAGAAGGAGCUGAGACCACAGGUGGUGUCGGAGCUCAAUACCAACAGAAGUGAUAUGGUGAAUAAAGUCAUGGGAGAAAAGUGGAACAGUUUGCCAGUCGAGGUGAAGGCCAAAUAUUUUGAGAAGGCCAGACUGGAACAAAAGCUCCAUCAGCAGCAACACCCUGGUUGGUCCCCCAAUGAUAACCAUGGCAAGAGGAAAUGGGCAAAAAUUAAGACGAGCAGCAGCAGCAGCAGCAGCAGCAGCAGCAACAGCAGCUGCAGCAACAGCAGCAAUACAGCCUACACUCCAAGGCCAGUCCCAUUUCUCCACUUAAUCCCAGACUCCGCCUCACAGUCGGCCCAAUUCCACCGAGAGCCCAACUCCAGCGAGAGCCCAACUCCAGCGAGAGCCCAACUCCAGCGAGAGCCCAACUCCAGCGAGAGCCCAACUCCAGCGAGAGCCCAACUCCAGCGAGAGCCCAACUCCAGCAAGGGCCCAAAGAAGACUGAUUGAAGACUCCUCUUCUAGUUAUAACAAUUAAAGUGUUUUGUUUUGCAU
Molecule: messenger RNA, 1731 nt
Organism: Poeciliopsis prolifica (blackstripe livebearer)
Lineage: Eukaryota; Metazoa; Chordata; Actinopteri; Cyprinodontiformes; Poeciliidae
Product: transcription factor 7-like 1-A
Exons: 8
Coding region: 133-1686 (517 amino acids)
Biological process (GO): canonical Wnt signaling pathway; regulation of transcription by RNA polymerase II
Cellular component (GO): beta-catenin-TCF complex
Molecular function (GO): RNA polymerase II cis-regulatory region sequence-specific DNA binding; DNA-binding transcription factor activity, RNA polymerase II-specific
Source: RefSeq, a predicted model, not a curated record